AUGGGUGGGGUGUGGGUGAGUAGAUCUCACUGCUACUGCACUGAGUCAGCAGCGCCAGGGGCCACAGUCUACACAAGAGCUGGUGCUGGCGAGACAGGUGCAGAUGGUGGUGCUGCUGCUGCUGCCACUGCUGCUGCUGCUGGGGUUGGUGGCAGCACAGGGCGAGGAGCAAGGGCUGGGGCGAUUCAGCAGCGACCGGCACCGCAGUCAACACAGGAGCUGGUGCUGGCGAGACAGGUAAGAGAGGCAGGUGCAGAUGGUGGUGGUGCUGCUGCUGCCACUGCUGCUGCUGCUGGGGUUGGUGGCAGCACAGGGCGAGGAGCAAGGGCUGGGGCGAGUCAGCAGCGACCGGCACCGCAGUCAACACAGGAGCUGGUGCUGGCGAGGCAGGUGAGAAGGGCAAGUGUGUUGGUCGAUGGGUGGGUGUGGGUGAGUAGAUCUCACUGCUACUGCACUGAGUCAGCAGCACCAGGCGCUGCAGUCAACACAGGAGCUGGUGCUGGCGAGGCAAGUGAGAAGGGCAAGUGUAAGGAGUAUCGCGACCUGCGCCUGCAGACUCAAGUGCUCCAAAAGAAGGCAGUGAGGCAAAGGAGUACGGUGACCUGCCUGCAGACGCAGAAGGAGUACCGCGGCCUGUGCCUGCAGACGCAAGUGCUGAGUAAGAGACGUUUCUUCCCCCUUCCCUCCGUUUCUCCCUCUCUUUGGCCCCUCUGCCAGAAGGAGUAUCGCGACCUGUGCCUGCAGACGCAAGUGCUCCGAAAGAGAGCUGACGCAGUGAGGCUGGAGGUGGAAAGGAGGACCGCUGCUGAAGCAAACACGCUCACUCCCUCCUUUCUCUCUCACUCCCUCUACGUCCCCUCUGGCAGAAGGAGUGGGCGGGAGUGCGGAGGUGAGAGGCUGGAGGAUGUGGAGUUGGGGAUAGCUGUGGCAGAGGCAGAGUUGCAAGUGCUUCAGGCAACGGAAGAAACGGGUUGUCAAGCAGUCCCAGCCUCUGCUCCAUCCCGGCUGCUGCAGCAGAGUCUAUCGGCGGAUGAUGCAAUCACCUCUUUCCAUCUUGCCCCAUUGUACUUCUUUUGUCGUAAUUAUCCCCCAUUGCACCGCCCUUUCCGUUCAGGCCUAUGCCCACAAGUGGUGGAGCCUCACCAACAGGGCGACUUGAAGGCAGCAGAAGAGCUGGGGCUUAUGUGGCCCCCCUGGUGCCCACUUUGUAAUUCUCAUCUCCGCGCCCUCUUCCCCUUCCCAUCAGGCAUAUGCCCACAUGUGGCCUAUGCACACAUGUGGUGGAACCUCACAAAUGGGCAGACUCAAAAGGCCCUGGCAGGACACGUGGCAAAGGCUGGAAGCGCUCUCAUUGGCUCGGUUCGAGCGGCAUGGGAUCUGGCCACUCACGAGGUGACAGCUGGCGUGGCGCUGCCGCCCUCCUGGCUGUGCCGCCCGGUUCUUCGGGCAGCUUGGGAAGCCAAUGAUGCGGCGACAGGUGGCAGGAUAGACGGUGGGACAGGGACAGCUGCUGACGUGGCAGCUGGCAGCGCUGCAGAGCUGGAGCCAGCUGUCGCCAGCAUGGCACGGCAACUCGCUGGGCUGCAGCAGCAGGCGGAGCAGCAGCAUAUGGAGGUGUUAUCGGAGUGGCUUCCGCAGCUGGCACAGCUGCAGGGGCAGGCAAGGCAGCUCGUCUCGCGCACUCAGAGCGCCUCUGAACUGGUCUCCCAUUGGUGGAAGCAGCCGGCCCUUGGGAUCAUCCCAUGGGUGACAGUGGAGGGGAGGAGCAUGGAGGAGUGGGCAGUGGCACUAGAGGCUGCACAGAUGGAGAGGGAAAGGUAG
Closterium sp. NIES-65 is the source of this 1821-nucleotide messenger RNA. Lineage: Eukaryota; Viridiplantae; Streptophyta; Zygnematophyceae; Desmidiales; Closteriaceae. The record is from the annotation of a GenBank genome assembly.